UUUGCCCUGUGUGCCUGGACGGGGCGGGUGUAAUUUCGAUCGUUCGCGUGGUGACGUUACACACGUUUUCGGAACGGUAUCGCGUGAGAAAAAGUGACAUUAACGGUUUUGUAUCACGGUUGCACAGGAUAAAAUUGUUCGCACGCGUACGAACUCGACACAUGAAGAGAAAAAUAAUUGGUGCAAAGUGGACGAGGAAAGAAGACGCAAGUAGAACCGGCAACGAUUCGAGGAAUGACCCCACAUGAUCGUUUGCGAUCACACGACGCUUUGACGAGUCGCGAUACGACGCGAUGAUAUCUUCCAAGUGUUUAUUAUUCCCACCUUGACUACAUCACGCGUGGAUUUUUUUAUCGCCUCUUGUCCGUUAUCUGAUUAGUGUGUUCGGUGUGAAAGAAAAUCAAAGUGUUUUAAAUCGAAAGGGAAAGAGCAAAGAAGAGGAAAAAGUUUUGUAGUUUUGUUUGUUUACUCCGGUUCGUCGCACCACGAGAGUCAUGGGUGAUGUGUACACGCUAGUUAGUGACCUGCUCGUGAAGGAUACACCCGCGGACAGAAGAAAAAUCGACCUGACCACGCCACCCGUAAGAAUGAAUCACCACCAGCUCGAGUCAUCGGUGAACCGUUCCUCCGAUUCGCGACUACUCUCGACACGGAUGCCCGCAUUCUGGAGAAUAAACACAGAGAGUCGAACCGAGGUAACAGGGAUGAAAGGAUUUCUUCGACUGUGUCGAGAAAGGUUACCAAUCACUGUAUUCGCAAAAAGUUUGCAAACUGUGGCAAGGUUUCUCACAAUAUUAAUUUGGCUGCAUUCAUGGAUAUCAGACAAUACGAUGCCUAAUGAUAAACGACCAAUCAGAUCGUGGAACAUUCAUUUACAGGUACGAAGACGCGGAGUGACGUUGUUUCAUCUGUUAAUACUGGCUGGUUUGUUCACCCUUGGCACGGCCGCAAUCUGUCCAAACGGUUGCAUCUGCGACGACGACAACCUCGUGGUAUCGUGUAUAGGAGCAAAUUUGGAUGUCAUACCGAUUGCUCUGAAUCCAAGUAUCCAGCGAAUAGUGUUGAAGGAAAAUCGAAUAAAAAUAGUCGACGCAGCCGCGUUCCAAUUCUACGGGGACUUAAAGAACGUCGAUUUGUCGAGCAAUCACCUGUUUACCAUUCCCAAUGGGAGCUUCGAUGCUCAGAAGCAACUGGUGGAACUUCAUCUAAGACACAACAAGAUCUCGGCAUUGACCGAGAAGACGUUCCAAGGUUUAAAAUCUUUGACGGUGCUCAAUCUACGUGAUAACUAUUUAGAAAACCUGAAGAAUGGCCUGUUUGCCUCGUUAUCGAAGUUGGAAGAGCUGGACUUGGGAAAAAAUCGCAUAUCGAAAGUGGAGCCGGGUGCUUUUCAAAAGUUGGGCACGCUUCGAGUAUUACACCUCGACGACAAUCAGUUGAAAACCAUUCCAUCUCCGGCUCUGGCUCCGUUGAAUGCCCUGGCCGAGUUGCACAUAGGUUGGAACGCGUUUUCGUCACUUCCAGACGACGCGUUCAGGGGACUGGAACAAUUGACCGUGCUUGACAUUACCGGUGCAGGCUUGGACAACAUAAGCGACAGCGCUUUUCGCGGUCUGAACGCUCUACGCACGUUGGAAUUGGAUGGGAACAAAUUGCGAGAAGUACCGACUAGACAAUUGGCCGUUCUGCCUCGGCUCGAGGAGCUCACUCUGGGCCAAAACUUCUUCACGAUCCUGAGAUCGGGUGCCUUCCAAGGCCUGUCCAAAUUGAAGAAACUGGACAUAUCCGCGGCAAAGUUAUUAACCACCGUUGAACGAGGAGCGUUUUCGGACAAUGCAAAUCUAGAGACACUCGUGUUGAAUAGUAACAAACGGCUGACUACAAUGGAGGACGGUUCCUUGGCCGGGUUACCCAACUUAAGGCACUUGAUGUUGCGCGACAACGCAUUCACCGGAUUCUCGGAAUCUCUAGUGGCCUGGAACGAGCUUCGCCGACUCGACUUGAGUGAGAAUCCCUUGGUCUGCGACUGCAGCCUGCUCUGGUUAUCUGAGAUUCUUGUCCCAAGAAACUCCAGCCCUGUGUUGUGCCUGGAGCCAGCCGAGUCGAAAGGGAAACCUAUAAAGGGCAUGACACCCGACGAAUUGGGUUGCGCUUUCUCCGACCCAAGGAAACAAGCUCUGCUGGCCACCCUCAGCACGGCCGGCGUCGCCUUCUUCUGCGCUGUGUGUCUGAUCGGCUACUAUAGAUGUCGCAGACGCUUUGGUGAUGCGUUGAAAGACUACAAAUGGAAGAACCGCGGUAUCUCCCGCAAGGAGCACGAGUAUCAAAAGACCUUCUCGAAUGACGACGAGUAUAUCGUCAGAUCCGCCCACACUCAUCAUCAUCACCAUCACCAUCAAGCUCAACCGCAACAGAUCCCGCCUCACCAUCACCAUCACCACCUUCAACAGCAACAACUGCAACAGCAACAACAGCAACAGCAGCAGCAGCAACAACACUCCCAGAUAGCGGCUGGUAUCAAGCCUAUACCAGUGACGGAACUGUAG
This is a messenger RNA of Apis laboriosa (Himalayan honeybee), 2546 nucleotides long. RefSeq names its product insulin-like growth factor-binding protein complex acid labile subunit. Gene Ontology annotation, cellular component: extracellular matrix. Gene Ontology annotation, molecular function: protein binding. Lineage: Eukaryota; Metazoa; Arthropoda; Insecta; Hymenoptera; Apidae. The transcript has 6 exons. The record is from RefSeq and is a predicted model, not a curated record. The coding region runs from base 495 to 2546 and encodes 683 amino acids.